Messenger RNA from Penicillium cinerascens, 1332 nucleotides. RefSeq lists its product as uncharacterized. The transcript is spliced from 5 exons. NCBI's taxonomy places the organism in Eukaryota, Fungi, Ascomycota, Eurotiomycetes, Eurotiales, Aspergillaceae. The record is from RefSeq and is a predicted model, not a curated record. Gene Ontology annotation, molecular function: ATP binding; protein kinase activity. Bases 1 to 1332 code for a protein of 443 amino acids. Gene Ontology annotation, biological process: regulation of mRNA processing; protein phosphorylation; spliceosomal complex assembly.
AUGCGUUCUUUGUCCUCAGUCCGCAGGCAACCAUUUUCAAUACCUCCCCGGGAGCCCAUUUUACCCCAAAACGAGAUAGUGGAUGAAGAGGUUUGCCCAGGCUAUGAUUCCAAAAAGUUCUAUCCAGCGAAUCCGGGCGAGGUACUUGCCAACCGCUAUCAAAUUUUGGUCAAGGUCGGCUGGGGGACGACCUCUACUGUCUGGCUUGCUCGUGACAUGAGGGGUCAAGAUGAAGAACCGGAAAGCGUCGUAGCGCUAAAGAUAACAAAUACGGAUAGCAGUCAACAUGUAGCUCACGACGAACGCGAAAUUGAAGAGCACAUUGCGAAGACGGAUCCCUCUCACCGUGGCUACCCAUUAUUUCGAACAUGUUCAAAAUUUUUCGAAAUCACUGGCCCAGAGGGAAGACAUCUAUGCCUCGCAUAUGAGCCCAUGAGGGAGCCAUUCUGGGUUUUUCAGAGGCGUUUUGAAGGCGGUGUUAUUCCACUUCCAAUUGUCAAGACGUACAUUCUUUUCCUUCUUGCAGGCCUUGAUUAUCUUCAUACAGGAUGCGGGAUUGUGCUGCUCUCUCCUACCAAACUGGGUGAUUUUGCCGACGACAGACUUAUGUGUCUUUUAGAUUUGAAACUUGAAAACAUCAUGGUCACCUUUGAACAUCCGGCUGUGCUUGGAGAUUUCAUGAAUUGCCAGCUCGAUCAACCGGCUCAGUGUAAAAUUGACUCCACAGGCCGACCUAUCUAUCGCAGUCACAAAGAAUUUGGACCACUGAGGACAUCGAGGAAUAUUCUUCCAAAAAUUGUUGACUUCGGAGGUUCCACAAGGUUUCAUUGCCAGGAUGAGGGGGCAUAUAUCCUAUACAACCAGAUCACUAUCGCGCGCCUGAGGUUAUCCUUGGCUCUAUGGGAUAUCAUCCAAGGGAAGGAACUAUUCUCCCAGGUUCACGAUCUGCAAGGUAACUACCAAGCAAAGGCGCAUCUCGCAGAAAUGAUCGCUCUACUCGGUAACCCUCCUCAGGACUUGAUCACAAGAUCUCACUCGAUGUCGGGAUAUCAAUGGCCCGAAUGCGUGAAAAACGUAGAAGGUGUGACUUGUGAAAACGCCGAGAAAUAUUUUGGCGGCCCAUUUUUUGAUCAUAAUGGCAAAUUUUUGUAUGAGGAACUAAUACCCGAUCGAAAGCUCACGGACAUACUCCCCUUGCUCGAAGAGAAGGAAAAAGAGAACUUCUUGUCGUUUGCAAAGAUGAUGCUUGCUUGGCUCCCGGAAGAGAGGAAGACGGCUCGUGAACUGAUGGAGCACCCAUUUCUUCGACGACCGACGAAAACAAGCAGGUGA